GCGACACCGCCAUUGCCAUGGCCGCGUACCGGGUGCGGGUCCGCACCGGGAGCGCUCCCGGCGCCGGCACCAGCGACGCCAUCGCCGUGACGCUCGUGGGGAGCCGCGGCAGCAGCGCCAGGACCGCGCUGGACCGCUGGGGACCCGACUUCCAAUGCGGGGCGAGGUGUCGGUGGUGGCAGUGGCACGGUGGCGGUGGUGGCACGGCGAGGUGACAGCGCUGGCACGGUGGUGACGGUGGCCUGGUGGUGGUGGCAGCGGUGACACAGCGAAGGUGACAACAAUGACACUGCAAUGGUGGCAGCGGUGACACAGGGAAGGUGACAAUGGUGACACUGCAGAGGUGACAACGGUGACACUGCAAUGGUGGCACAGCAGUGGUGACAACGAUGGCCUGGUGAUGGUGACGGCGAUGGUGACAACGGUGACACAGCCAUGGUGACAGUGGUGACACUGCAAUGGUGACACAGCCAUGGUGACAACGGUGACAGAGUACCAGGUGCGCGUGCCCCGUCCCCUCGGGCGCCUCCUGCUCCUCCAGGUGCACAAGGGGCCCUGCGGGGGCCUCCCCGAGAGCUCCUGGUACCUGGAGCGCGUCACCGUGUGGGGACAGCGCGGGGACACACCUGGGGACACACCUGGGGACAGCCCCGACACCUCAGACAGCGAGGACAGCGCUGGGGACAGCGAGGACAGCGAGGAGGAGGAGGAAGAGGAGGAGGAGGAGGAGGAAGAGGAGGAGGGGACAGGUGACAAUGAGGGGACAGGUGACAGCGAGGAGGAGACAGGUGACGCCCUGGAGGAGGAGCCGGAGGAGGAGGAGGAGGAGCCAGAGGAGGAGGGAGGAGGAGCCCGAGGAUGGCACAGGUGACACCGGUGAUGACAGUGAAGGUGACCCCGAUGACGUCACUCAGCUGGGCCCCUUCCACUUCCCGUGCUAUCGAUGGCUGGAGGGGUUCGGCACCUGGGAGCUGCCCGAGGGCACAG
Melospiza melodia melodia is the source of this 987-nucleotide messenger RNA. RefSeq names its product acidic leucine-rich nuclear phosphoprotein 32 family member E-like. NCBI's taxonomy places the organism in Eukaryota, Metazoa, Chordata, Aves, Passeriformes, Passerellidae. The transcript is spliced from 5 exons. Bases 473 to 871 code for a protein of 132 amino acids. The record is from RefSeq and is a predicted model, not a curated record.